This is a messenger RNA of Delphinapterus leucas (beluga whale), 11195 nucleotides long. It is a transcript of the gene IL4R, whose product is annotated as interleukin 4 receptor. Gene Ontology annotation, molecular function: protein binding; cytokine receptor activity. Gene Ontology annotation, cellular component: external side of plasma membrane; membrane. Lineage: Eukaryota; Metazoa; Chordata; Mammalia; Artiodactyla; Monodontidae. The record is from RefSeq and is a predicted model, not a curated record. Gene Ontology annotation, biological process: cytokine-mediated signaling pathway; production of molecular mediator involved in inflammatory response.
GGGUGGGGCAGGGCUGGGGGGGUGUAAGGACUGCUCUUUGAUCCCCUCGUCCGCACCCCCUGAGGAGGAAAGCAAUGGGGCUUUUGCAAAAUUUUGGAACUCCUCACUGACAAAUGAUACUGCUCAGCCACAGGAGGGCAGGUGGUGAUGGCGUGUCUCCAGCCUUGCUCCCUCUCAUCACCAUAACAACCGUAUCCCACGGGGACAGAAGGAAGGAACGUUUGGGGGUGCCAGAGCUUAGGGAAGGUGCCGGGGAGGGGUCUCACCUGUUGCUUCUUUCCUCUCAUUGGGGGUCUUCUGGUGUCUCAGGACACCCACUUACCCAGGAGGACAUCACCUGGUGGUUGUAAGCCACAGAGGGACCACAAAUGUGGGGUGUGGUUUUUAAAAAUUGAGCAUUUAAAAACCAGGGUAAUAUACAUACAAAUCUGGGUUUCUAGCUUCUUGUGAAAAAUCGAGCACCCUAGUGACCCCUAGGUCUUCAUUUACAUGGUGCAAAGCAGAGUGGCGGGUGCCUGUUAGGACUGGACAUGUGCUCGCCACCUGCCCUCUCUCUACUCACUGAGGUCAUGCAUCUGCAUUCUCUUAGAUAUUUGGUUGCCGUUGGGGGAGAUGACCCUCCGUGGCCGUGAGAGGUGGCUGGGAGCUGGGAACUGCCCCCGGAGGGAGUGAGCGCCCCAUUGCUGGAAGCAGGCAACUAGAGGGUUGAUGGCCCCGUGGCAAAGGCCUAGGGGAACUUGAAGUGUUAGCUGACUUGGACUCCGGGGUCUUUGGGGAUCCACCAGCUCUGAGAACUGGCUGUUCUGAGACCUGCGAUGACAAACCCCAGUAGCCUCGUGCACCCUCUGCUCUAUUCCCUUCCCUCUCACCCAUCGUAUUUUUCUUUUUCUUUUUAUUGCAAUGUGCAUGCAGACAAGUGCCCGGCUUCACAAAGUAAACACAAGCGUGUAUAACCUGAUCAGGAAACAAAGCAUGACUCGCCCCCCAGAAGAUUCUCUCCCGCCCCACCCUCCCCAGGACACUUUCCUGACCACUAACCCCAAGAUUGGUUUGUGUCCUUUUGGACUUCAUAUAAAUGGAAUGAGUAUUGCCCUUUCAAGCCCAGCUUCCUAUACUCAGCUUGUACUCUGAGACCCUUCUGUGCUGUCAUGGCAGCUGUCAUGUACUCAGGGUCUGUACUUGGCGUUUGGAGAUGAGCUUUUGCUGCCUGCUCCAUCAGCACUGCCCUAAGGCUCUUCUACCCAGCUAUGCCAGCCAUGGUCUCUUUGCCUCCCCUCAACCGCCCCAGGAGGCAAGUGGUUCAGCUCUCAUUUCACAGAUAAGGAGACCGAGGCUCUGAGAGGACCACAGUGUGCCAAGGUCUCCCAGCCAGUCAGUGCAGAGUCCACACGCUUAGGUUCAGAGUUAUGCUUCCGCAUCUUAGAUGCUCUGGGGUCCCUGCCCAUGUGGGUGUCCCCACACAUCUGUGUGUCCCUGACCGUGCCAAGAAUUAUAAAGGAUGAGACAACAGAAAGAACUCGAGGGACAGCCCCAUCCCAACCCCCGCCUGUCUGCAGACAGACCAUGAACAGGGAGCUCUUAUCUGUGCUGACUGCUUUGUGUUUGCCCAGGGACAAAAGUCCUGGUCCCUGUUGAGACAUGCUCCCUGUGAGGACUGGGCAAACAGUGGUCGGUGGUGGAGGCCAAGUUCUAGUUCAUCACUUCCUGCCUCGUUACCUUGGGACUAUUUCUGAAUUCCCCUGAGCAUCAGUUUCCUCCUCUGUGCAGGUAAUGUUUAACCACAUCUUCCACACGGGGCUUGCUGGGAGGAGCAAACAGAGAGGUGCAUAAAAGGAGUGAAUUUACGGCUGCUUCCUCCAUGCCAGGUGCUGUACUGUGACUCCAGAACCAAAAGAUCUGGGUUCAAUUCCCAGGCCCACCUCUUACUAGCUGUGCAUCCUUAGGCAGGUUCCUGGACCUCUCUGGGCCUCAGUUUCCCCAUGUCUACAAAGGGAAUGAUAAUAAUUGCACCUUCCAUGUUCCUCAGUUGGGGAAGGGUGGAACCUAUGGGCAGAAGGGCCCAGGGCAUGGUCUCUAAAGACUCAAGGAAUUGGGGGCAAUCAUGGUGACUUCUGGUGACCUCAGUAAGAAGGCAAACUGGGAGCCGUGACUGUCACUAAGACAGCCAAACUCUAAUCAGCAUCUUGGGGCCGAGACGUCUUGAAUCUGUGCAUCAGGGCAAUGAGCAGUAAUCAGGGUAACGCCCCAAUUACCAGCUCUCUGGAGAUCAGCUCCCCCCUCCCCUCUUGGGGUGGCCAAGAUCGGUGUGGUGCCUGCCUUGGGGUAUAUAAGGAGACUCUGAGCCAGAAUUGGUCAGUGUUUAUCCAGCAGUAAGAGGCAGAAAAUGCCAGCUCUGGGAGCUGUAUCCCUGCCUCCAUCAGGGAUGGCUGGCCAGGCCGCACUGCACACAGCCAGGGGGAGUGCGUGCAUUUAUUCUUCCAUUCAGCAAAUAUCUAUGGACCCCCUCCCCCGCUACUGUGUGCCAGGCACUGUGCUAGGCUGUAGGGCUAUAGCAGUGAACAGGGUGGGCACAGCCUGUAGGAGCUGGUGUUCUCUGGGGGAUUUGGACUGUGCACAGGACACAUGCGUGUGUGAUAGGCAGUGAGGAAUAAGUGCCAGGAAUAGAAAUAAAGCAGAAGGGCUUGCAGAGUGAUGGAGGCUGUGGCCGCUGGUCCUGAGCCGUGGCGUCUGCACUCAGGUCCUCAGGCGCAGCCUCCUCCCUGGGGGCACUGGUACCUUCUGAGGAUGGGCGUGGCUUCCAGGAUCCUAGAUGGAGUCACCUGGCUGCCCCUCCCGUGGACAUUUGGACUUAAUGUGUCCGCAGCCAACGUGAGCGUCCACAUUGCCAUAAGGUGGCUGUUAGCACAGGAUGCCAGCCUGUCCCGGAGAUGGUGCACCCCCUUGGGGCUCUGGCCCAGCCGAAUCCCACGAAGGAGGUUCACGGUCUCCAGCCCCCUCCCUCCCCUCUCAGACAAGGCUGUGUCUCUCACUCUGCAAGCUCCCGUGGGCUUCAGCCACAGCUGAUGACCUGCAAACCGGUCUCUAGCGUGAGCCUUCCUUCUGAGCUCCAGGCCGCUAGGACAUACUGCCUCCUGGAUGCCUCUUGGGGCCCAUCGCCUACUUGGACUCACCAGGUCCACAGUAUGGUGAAGUGCAUGGUCUUCCACAGCAAGACCGUGCCUCUUCCCGGCACCUGCCACUGUCCAUCCGCCCGUGCUCCAGCCCAAGGCCACCUCCCUGCUCCCAGCUCCUAGCCACCAGUCAUCACCAAGUUCUGCCACGUCUACCUCCCAAACAGAGCUAGAGCCUGGCUUCUCUUCUGCAGCUCGAGCGGCACCGCCUCUUCUGUCAGCUACUCCUGCACUCGUUCUCCACACGCAGGUCGGAGUGGGCUUUCUGGAAAGCAGCUCCUCUCCUGCCCAAUAGCCUUCAGUGGCUCCCUACUGCCCUGAGGAAGGAGUCUGAAUCGCUUACCACCCCUGUUAGACAGUGUUGUCUUCCGGCCCUUCUGACUGCACUGCUCUCAUCCCCUGUGACCCCUACCCCUCACUGCAGCCAAGGGCCUGUCUUGUAGGAUGGGAAAUGGGCCCAUCCUCCAGUAGCUUCUCUCCUCGCUCAAAUAUUUGUUAAGGGAAAGAAGGAAAAAAGGCACGACUGAAUGAAUGAAUGGCCUUUUUCACAUCUGUAGUAGCUGGCACACAGUAGGUGCUGAGAAAACACCUGCAGCAAGAAUACAUGGGGCCCAAGCGAGGGGGUGAGGACCCGAAGCACACAGUAGGCGCGGGGGGAGCCUGGUGGGCUCUUUGGCUGAGGUGUCUGGUUCUUGCUGCUGCCAGCAGCAGAAGCAGCCUGCUGCCGCCCCUCCCCUCCACUCUCUGGGCUGGGGGUGGGGCAGGCAGGCAGAGCCCAGGCCAUUUUGGGGCCCUGACCAGACUUCCUCACCAUCCUGGGUGGGGCUGGUGACGUGGCUUUCGCUUCUGGGAACCCUAGCUGGACAGCAGUUCUGGGAAGGCUGCUGACCCGGGGAGAAGUGUAUCCCUACCCCCCCUGCCAGACCAGCUCAGCAGACACUUCAGGCCAGCGUAAGAUUGUGGAGUUUCAGGGGUCAGCGGCUCCGGAGGGAGGUCACCCGCAGCGCCUGCUGUCCCAGGCUUCCUAUCCACAUGCCUCUUGUCACAGGACCGGCUGCAUCCUGUCUGCUGAUCCAGCCUCCCACCCCUUCCACGUCGGUUUGCAGCCAAGAGAGGGGAGAGGACCCGGAGGCCUGCACACCCUACUGGCUUUAGGAAGAGCCCCGCUGGGUCGCUUCUGUGCUGCUGCUGGCUUCUGACAUUUCAAGACUCGCCACUCAUCUCCCCCCAAAUAAAAAGAGCGCUGUAGGAUCUCCCAAUGGGGUGGCUUCGCUCUGGGCUCACGUUUUCGGUGGGCUGUCUGAUCCUGGUGUGGGCGGCAGGCUGUGGCUCCAGCUGCUCAGAGGUCUCCUGUGUCUCCCCAGGGAGUGUGAGGGUCCUGCAGGGGCCCACCUGCUUCUCCGACUACGUCAACAUCUCCACCUGUGAGUGGGAGAUGGCCUGGCCCACCAACUGCAGAGCUGAGCUCCGCCUGUUCUACCAGCUGAAAUUCUUCUACUUUGAAAACCACACGUGUGUCCCCGAGAACAGAGCUGGCGCGGUGUGCGUGUGCCAUAUGCAUAUGGAUAACGUGGUCAGUGUGGACACCUACCAGCUGGACCUGUGGGCUGGGGAGCAGCUGCUGUGGAAGAGCUCCUUCAAGCCCAGUGAGCAUGUGAAACCCCUGGCGCCCAGAAACCUCACUGUUCACGCCAACAUCUCCCGCACGUGGCUGCUGACGUGGAACAACCCGUACCCUCCUGAGAAUCACCUAUACUCCGAGCUCACCUACCUGGUCAACAUCUCAAAUGAGAACGACCCCACGGAUUUCAGAAUUUAUAACGUGACCUACAAGGGGCCCACCCUCCGCUUUGCAGCCAGCACCCUAAAGUCUGGAGCUUCCUACAGCGCACAGGUGAAGGCCUGGGCUCAGAGCUACAACAGCACCUGGAGUGAGUGGAGCCCCAGCGCCAAGUGGCUUAACUACUAUGAGGCGACCUUGGAGCAGCGCCUCCCACUGGGCGUCAGCAUCUCCUGCGUCGUCAUCCUGGCUGUCUGCCUGUCCUGCUAUGUCAGCAUCAUCAAGAUUAAGAAAGAAUGGUGGGACCAAAUUCCCAACCCAGCCCACAGCCCCCUCGUGGCUGUUGUCAUUCAGGAUUCUCAGGUGUCACUGUGGGGGAAGCGGUCCCAAGGCCAGGAACCAGCCAAGUGCCCACACUGGAAGACUUGUCUUGCCAAGCUUCUGCCCUGUUUACUGGAGCAUGGCAUGGAAAGGGAUGAAGAUUCCGCCAAGGCUGCUAGAAACGAGCCUUUCCAGUGUCCUGGAAAAGUAGCAUGGCACCCCAUGGAGGUCAACAAGACAAUCCUCUGGCCAGAGAGCAUCAGCUUUGUUCGGUGCGUGGAGCUGUUUGAGGCCCAAGUGGAGAAUGAAGAAGAGGAAGUGGAGGAAGAUAAAGGGAGCUUCUGCCCAUCACCUGACAGCAGUGGGGGCAGCUUCCAGGAGGGCAGGGAGGGCAUCGCAGCCCGGCUGGCAGAGAGCCUGUUCCUGGACCUUCUCGGGGGCGAGGAUAGGGGCUUUAGCCCACAGGGCUUGGAGGAGUCCUGCCUUCUUCCACCUUUAGAAAAUCCAAGUGUUCAGAGGCCCUGGGCCACGUCCCCAGGUGUGGGGCCCCAGGAGGCAUCGUCUGAGGACAAGGAGCCUUUGAACCCAGAGUCAAGUCCUCCAACCCAGAGCCCAGCCAGGCUGGCUUUCCCAGAUAUGCCCGGCGUCAUCGCAGACAACCCCACUUACCGCAGCUUCAGCACCUUCCUGAGCCAGUCCUCAGGCCCUGGAGAGCUUGACUCAGACCCACAGCUGGCCGAACACCUGGGGGAAGUGGACCCCAGCAUCCCCGCCGCCCCCCAGCAAUCUGCACCGCCCACCGCACUCCAGCCUGAGCCAGAAACGUGGGAGCAGAUCCUGCGCCAGAGCGUCCUCCAGUGCAGGGCAGCCCCGGGCCCCGCCUCGGCCCCCAGCAGUGGCUACCGGGAGUUUGUGCAGGCCGUGAAGCAGGGCGGCGCCCGGGACAGCGGGCUGGAGGGCUUUGGCCCUUGCGGAGAGGCUGGCUACAAGGCCUUCUCCAGCGUGCUCGCUGGCACCGCUAGCUGCCCGGGGACAUCUGGGCCUGAGCCCAGCAGUGGGGAGGGGGGCUACAAGCCCUUCCAGAGCCUCACUCCUGGCUGCCCCAGAGCCCCUGCCCCAGUCCCCGUCCCCCUGUUCACCUUUGGACUGGACGUGGAGCCCCCUCACAGCCCUCAGGACUCACUCCUCCCAGGCAGCACCCCAGAGUGCCCUGGUUUGGAGCCAGUGGUCAAGGGACAAGACAGCCAGAAGCCCCUGCUAUCCCCGGAGCCAACCACAGACCCCCUCGGGGAUGACCUGGCCAAUGGCAUUGUCUACUCAGCCCUCACCUGCCACCUGUGUGGCCACCUGAAGCAAUGCCACGGCCAGGAGGAACGUGGCAAGGCCCACAUCGAGGCCAGCCCCUGCUGUGGCUGCUGCCGUGGGGACGGGUCCUCACCCCCGGUGAGCCCCCUGAGGGCCCUGGACACCCAGCUCGGUGGGGCAUUGGAGGCCAGCCUCUCUCCGGCCUCCCUAGCACCCUUGGGUGUCUCAGAGGAGGGUAAGUCCCCCCUGUUCUUCCAAACUGCCCCCAACAAUGCUCAGAGCUCAAGCCAGACCUCCACGGUGGUGGCCAUGCUCUCCCCAGGGCCCACGUGCACGGACGCUUCCUAGGUGCGUGCCCACUUCUUGCUGGAGUCUACAAGCGAAGACUGGGCCUUACCCGUGACUGCGGAAUGCCUCCCUCCAGAAGGCAGCCCAGCUGGCAGGGUUCCGAAAGACUCAGGGAACCCUGCUAUGAAGUGGUGAAGUUGUCCAACACUGGGGCUACGGAGACCAGCCGCCCCAGGCUCCCACCAUUGGCCCGGGCUCGCCACGUCCCAUGGGAGUGGAGGCACCUGCAGGGAUCAGGAGGUUCCCGGGCGCCUUGGCUUGUGAAUGAGCUGUUGGUCAUUUCACGGGUCCACAGCUGCCCCAGUGGACUAUCGCUGUCACGCUCAAGGCGUGUUUUGUCCACCGAGCUGCUUUGUUACUCGUGUCUUGCCCAGGCCUGGGGUUAGCUGCCACCAUCUCACUGGAUCGGAUGCUGAGCCUAGAAGCUAACCAAGCCAAUGGGAGAAUGACUUGGGAGGCCUUGGGAAACUGAGGUCCAGAAAGAGUGGUCAUUUGCCCAGAGACGCCCGUUCAUUUAACAGAGGUUGACACUGGCAGCAGCGCCUGAGCUGCGGAGGGGCGCUUAGUCAGGUGGAGUUAACGAGGACACGAAGAAUUGUGAUUACCGAGCAGUGACGGCUUGCUGCCGGCUUCCCACACAGCUGUAAGGUCGGGGGUUCCUGUUAAUCACUGGAUCCCCAGAACAAGCAUGCCUGGUGACCUUGGGGCCGGCGUGUGCCCCCAUGCAUGCCGUUGCUGGCAUCGGUGGUUCAGAGGGAGUGGCUCAGGUCUCCUGAUCCAGCGAGCUGGGCGUCCGAGAUGCCGACACCAGGCACAUCACCUGCACCUCGGCCCCGACCUCAGGUUGAGUAAUGUGCAUUGUUUGUGUACAUCUCAAAAAUUGUUUCAUCACCUGGUGUUUGUGUUUGCUGAGGAGGGUAGAAUGGGGGGGGGUGGAGUUUUGUAUAAAUAAAGGUUCUUUACCUCCUUCCCCACCCUUCCCACCCCAUUUAUUAAACAAACAUACUGCCAGGCACCGUUGCGAGUGCUUUACCUCUAUUAACUCGUAGAAUCCUCCCAUCCAGAGGUACUGAGACCAACCCAAGAGGUUAAGUAACUUCCUGUCUUCUUGGGUUUCCCCGAGACCAGGAUUCAACUACAGUUUGUUGAAAUAGGUGGCGAUCCCAGGAAGCCCUGCUUGGAGAGUGGGGAAAGGAGGCAGGGAAGGGCAGGAGGCAAUAAAAGGUGUUAUCGCACAGAGUGCCAGCGCGGGCAACAGGUGCUUCACGCCGCGGGGGAGCUUGGGCAGGCCAGGCGCAGUGCAUGCCUGGAGGUGGGGAGCUAGCUGUUUGUCCACCAACUCCCAUCUGUCAUUGGUGGAGGGCUGCUGCCAGGGGCAACUCCCCAGCACUUCCAGCUGCUCCAGGAAAAAUUCCUCAGAUUGAGAGCUGGGGGGGUGGGGGAGGAGCGGUGUUUGAGCAGCUUUGGGCACGUGGAGAUGUGGACAGGGCUGUGAUUGGCAGCUGCUCCUUUGCCAAGGUCACACAGCUAGUGGCAGACCCAUAGCUGAGCCAUCGCUCAGCCUCUUUGUAGGUGAUCCGUGCUUUAACAUCUGGGCGGUCGGUGUAUGGAGUGGGCCUCAGACAGGCAGGCAGGGGAUCUUAAGCUCCUUUGUCUGCGAUCACUCUGUGAGUAGCCGCCCUGACUGCCACGCUUGCAAAAUGAAGGGCUCGGCUGUUUGAGGUUCCUUCCUGCUCUGGCAUUCUACGUAAUACAUUACGGAGGUGAUGGGGACCUCACUACCUUACAUGCAGCCUAAUGUUUGUGAGAACUGCCUCCUUUGUGCUGAGCCCAAAUCUAUCCCUUUAGCUGCCUGAGUCACCACCCCACACCCACGGUUUGCAGAUGAGGGAAACUGCUCUAGAGAGGAAAAGGGACUUGCCAACGUCACACAGUGAGUGGCAGAACCUGAACUAGCCCUCUGGACCUUUUGUCUUCAAGAGUUCUUUGUAAUAAAAUAUAAUAAUUUAAAAUAAAAAUAACUAGUUAGGACCAAGCAAUUUGCUUGGUGUCGUACACUGACUGUGUCACAGCUCUAGCGAGCAGGUUAUUAUCCCAACUUUACAGAUAAGGGAGCAGGCCCAGAGAGGUUGAGGUUUAGCUUAGGGCCACACAACUGGGAAGUCCGGGAGCCAGAAUUUGAAUCCAGGUCUGAUUGCAGAGUUCCCAGCCACCAUGGUGUGCCAUCUCAUGUACAGCAUGGCACCGACUCGAUUGUCAGCUCUGAUUAGCCUGCGGGUCAUCUCAGAAAAUCAAAUUUUAAAACUAAGCAGCCAGUGGAUAGGACUCGGUGCUUUCACUGCCGUGGCCCUGGUUCAAUACCUGGUCGGGGAACUAAGAUCCCGCAAGCCUCGCGGGGUGGCCAAAAAUAAAAUAAAAACUAAAAAAACUAAGCAGCCAACAGAGAAAAUAUAUUUGGGUGAGUGCUGGAGAGCUGGUUGGAUUGCAAGUCCAACAGAAUUGAGACUGACUUAUUCUAUCCCCAGGAUCUUAGGAGGAAGACACCCAACUUGUCAGCUGAGGCUCAUAUUACAGAAUCCGCUGGGCUUUGGGAAAAUAGAAUGGAGAACUAGGCAGAGACACCUCCCAUCUCUUAUUCGGAUUUCAACCCACCCUCCCAGGUUCAGGGAAGCUGGAGAGAGGUCACCGUUCUGGCUUCCCCAACCCCCUUCUCCAUCUUAACACAGGGAAGGAGGAAGCAGAGAGAGCGGGAAACACAUCCCACUGAUGUUUACUGAGAACUUACUAUGGGCCAGCCACUGUGCUGGAUGUGAGGAAACUGAGUGACACAAAGUCCCUUCCCUCUUGGACCCUACAGUUCAGUGGGGUAGACAGAAAUGUAAAAGACAAAAGGAAAAAAUAGGAGUCUGAGAUGGGGGGGUUAGUGGAGAGGUCUUUAAGGAGGUGACAUGUGAGCUGAGCCUUCAGUGACUAGAAGAACCAGGAUGGACUGGAGGAAGAGCAUUCCAGGCAGAGGAUAGAGCAAGUGCAAAGGCCCUGAGGCACAAGGAGUUUGGCGUGUUCCCAGUAAGAAAGAUCAGCUACAGCGCAGUGAGCCAGGGACAGUGGUGAGAGAUAAGGUCAGGCAGGAUGGGGGACUGGAGUGAGGAAUUUAUAUUUUGGCUUAAAUGCACAUUAGCCCCACCCACUGAGAAACAUGGUCCAAUAGACACCCAUCUCUCUUCAAUCUCUCCAGUCCCAAACGUAAUCCAUCUAUAAGCAGGAGCCCAGGAGAGGAAGUGGAGGCACUGGAGAUGUUCCUCCAAUAGGACUCCCUCUCACCUCGCAGAAGUGGAGAAUUAAGGUUCCUUCUGACAACAGUGAUGGGGGUGGUUAAAAUCCUCCUUGCUGCUCUUCUCACUCAGGAGUGAAGUGAAUCCCACCAGAAAUGUGUUGAUUAGCACAGGGGAGUGCCUGGCCGCCAGGGUCUUCCUCGAGAAUUUCUUUGAUAAAAGACUUUUAAAAAUCCCCUUAAAAUCUGAUCUUGACCUCCCAGGCAUGUCUCCAAGUUAGGCAGGGAACCCAAGGGUCUUCGGGGUGUGAAGUCCCAGCCCCCGUCUCUGCUCGCUCUGUCUCCUUCGUCCUGCCUGUGUCUUCAUUUUUUUCAUCUGUAAAAUAAGAAGGAUGAUGAAACCUGCAUUGGAGCGUUGUCCUGAAGAUAGUCUACAUUAUCAUCAACCGCUGGGUUUACUCCAACCUGGCGGGGGCACAGGUAACAAGAGUGAGAGGGUACAACCAGCUUAGAAAUCUAGAAUUCUCAGCCUCAGCCACUGCUCUGGGCUUCCUCCCGUGGACCAAAACCAAACAAACAACCAAAAUGUUGCCUGCCGUUUCAGUCAACGAGGAAUGGUGUCUGCAUUCUGGUAAACAAAACUAUUGCCCACCAUCAAGCCUUCAGCCACUGCAGCUGCCCCAGGACAGUGAGCCCCGAAGGGAAUCCGGGAGAAAAACAGGAUACACGCCCUAGACAGUUAAGAUGCCCAGACUCUCGCAUCUUCCCAAACACAGAAAAGCACUAAAAUCAUUAACUUGAGAUGUCUGCUUUUUCUUGUGAUUAGCAAUAAUCUUUCGACGUUCUACUACAUGUUUUGUUUUGUUUCAGCAAAAACUCCUAUAGAUCCAGGCUGCCCUCUUACCUCUUUGGAACAGUUCCUCAGAGCGGUCUGAGAGGCUGUAUCCCAGGCUAUAUAGUUCUCAGUAAUGUCCCUGAAUAAAACAUAAUUCUCAGCUUU